Molecule: messenger RNA, 2715 nt
Organism: Plasmodium gaboni
Lineage: Eukaryota; Apicomplexa; Aconoidasida; Haemosporida; Plasmodiidae
Product: putative DNA helicase
Exons: 1
Coding region: 1-2715 (904 amino acids)
Biological process (GO): replication fork processing; DNA repair
Cellular component (GO): nuclear replication fork
Molecular function (GO): ATP-dependent chromatin remodeler activity; ATP binding
Source: RefSeq, a predicted model, not a curated record
AUGGAGGUAUUUAAUUUCGGUAAAUAUAAUGGAAAGACAUUCGAAGAAGUUUUUGAAAAACACAAAUCCUAUGUUACUUGGGUGAAAAGUUUGGAAAGUCCAUCAGGGUCCUUAUUGGAUUUUAAAAAUUAUGUUUUAGAAAAGGAAGGCAAAAAAAAUAAUAAUAAUAUGGGAAAUAAUAACCAUUAUAAUAAUGAAAGGAAUUCAAAUAAUAAUAAUAUGUUUCAAAAUAAUGUUAGAAGUCCUAAUAUAUAUAACGAACAAUAUGCAAAUAAUAAUAAAAUGAAAGAAAAUAAUUAUAGGAAUCCUAAUAUAUAUAAUAAUAAUGAAAUAUGUACAAAUAAUAAUAGAAUAAACGAAAAUAAUGUUAAAAGCCCACAUUAUUAUAAUAAUGAAAAAAAUAUUAAUAAUUAUUCACAUGAAUAUAAUACAAGUAAAAAUGCAUAUAAACAUAAUUAUUCUGAAAAUGGAAAUUCAUACAACAAUUUUGAAAGGAAAAGUGUUGAUAAUAAUUAUAUAAAUGAAGAAAAAAAAAAGUUCCAUAAUAUGAAUAGUAGUGAAUAUAGAAAUUAUGAAGAAAAAGUUAUGAAUGAUAUAAAUAAUGCAUAUAACCAACAAGAAGAAAAAAAAGAAUUUGAUAUUAUUGUUGCUUUUGAAAUAUUUAGUGAUGAUAGUUUUAAAAUUGUUCAAAAAGAUAAUAAUAAUAAAAAAUAUGUAAACUUUAGAAAUUUUAUUUCAAAAGAUCUUUUUAAAAUAAUAUCAGAAUUAAAUCCUACAUUAAAAAAAAUUAAUAAUUAUAGUUGUAUAACAUUUGAAGCAGAAAAAUAUGAAUAUGUUUUAAAUAGUUUAAAAGAAAAAUGUACUAUUUUAGGUGGGGUGCAUACCAUACCAAAUUUUUUAUUAAAAUGUUUUAAAAAUUAUACAAAAUUUUCAGAACCACAAAGAAUAUCAGAAAUUACUGCAAAUAUUUUGACUAAUACUAUGUGUUCAUAUACCAAACAACAUUAUGAUAAAUUAGAUAAUCUGUUAGGAGAAAAAUUAAGUGUUGAAUUAAGAAAUUUUCAAAGAGAAGGUGUAUUUUUUGGCUUAAAAAAAAAUGGAAGAGUUUUAAUAGGUGAUGAAAUGGGUCUAGGUAAAACAUUACAAGCUUUAGCAUUAAUGGCUUUUUAUAAAGAUGAUUGGCCAUUUAUUGUUGUUUGUCCAUCUUCUAUUAGAUUUCAAUGGAAAGAUCAAGCCUUACGAUGGUUAUCACAUUUAAUACGAGAAGAACAUAUAUGUGUCGUUAAGAAUGGAAAAACCGAUAUUCCUUCUAAUACCAAAAUGAUUAUAAUAUCAUAUGAAUUAAUAACUAAAAAUGAUAAAUAUCAAGAUAAAUAUAAAAGUAUUAUUUGUGAUGAAUCACAUUACUUAAAAAAUUCUCUUUCCAAAAGAACAAAAGUUAUAACUCCAAUUAUAAAAAAUGCAAAAAGAUGUGUUUUGCUAUCUGGAACUCCUGCAUUAAACAAACCUUCUGAAUUAUACGAACAAAUAUCAAGUAUUAUGCCCAAUUUUUUUAACUAUCAUGAUUUUUGUGAUAGAUAUUGUUUUAAAGAUAAAAAUUUAUAUACCAAAAAAAUUGAAUAUGUGGGAUGUAAACAUGCAGAUGAAUUACACUUAUUCUUAACUAAUACUAUAAUGAUUAGAAGAUUAAAAAAAGAUGUUUUAAAAGAACUUCCAGAUAAAUUAAGAUCUAAAAUACCUGUAGAAAUACCACAAAAGGAGUUAUCAGAAAUAUUAAAUUACUAUAAAAAAUUAGAAAGUAAAAAAAAUAUUAAUUUUCAUGAUAUUGAUAAUAUACAUCUAUCCAAUUGGAAUAAUUCCAAGUCAGAAGACGGAGAUGAUGAAAAUUUAUCCAUUUCUCAUUUAUUUAAAUUAACAGGUUAUGCCAAAGUCAAAGCUAUUAAAGAAUAUAUAUCCUAUUUAAUUGAUGCAGAUAUUAAAUUCCUAUUAUUUUGUCAUCAUAAGUUAGUAAUGGAUGAAGUCGAAGCAUUUUUGAAGGAACAAAAAUGUAGGUAUAUACGUGUAGACGGUUUAACAGCUAUGGAAAAAAGAGAAAUUUAUAUUAAAAAUUUCCAGAACGAUGAUAAUGUUAAAAUCGCUUUGUUAUCUAUAACUGCUUGUGGUAUGGGUUUAAACUUAACUGCUGCAAAUACAGUAGUAUUUGGAGAACUUUUCUGGGUACCUGGUCAAAUUAUACAAGCAGAAGAUCGUGCACACAGAAUUGGAACAGCUCAUGAUGUAGUUAACAUUCAUUACUUGAUUGCACAAAAUACGAUUGAUGAACUAGUCUGGAAAAUUAUUAACAGAAAAUGGAAUACACUAACAACUGCACUAAAUGGUAUAGAAGAUUCAUUGAAUGUUAAAGAAGUUAAUAAAUUCGAUAAGUUCAUGGUAGAUUUAACUAAUGACCCAAAUAAAUCAUAUCCCACUUCAUUGGUUACUACACCAAAAGUUCGUAGAAAAUCAUCUGAACAUGCUACUUUUCACAAUAGCUCUCCAAAAAAAAAAAAUAGAGAUAUAAGAGACUUUUUUCAAUCUAAUAAAUGUAAUGAAUCUGUAGAAAAAUCUUGGAAGAACAACAUUAAUAAGAGGUCAUACCACGAGAGCCCAACAAAGGAUUCUCCUAGUUCAAGUAUAAAUUUGUCAAGUAAAAAGUACAAAACAGAAAUAAACUAG